AUGUCAGAGAGGCAUCCAUCUGUGCGCUCGGUAGCUUCUGACGCCGUUGUGGAGGUUUUCAACGUCCGUGUAGAAGUGCCAAAGAGGGAUGCAAACGGGAGGAGUAGAUGGUCGGCCAUAUGUCUGGUCAUGACAUGUACCGCCGCCAUGGUCAUCAACUCUGCCAACCUCGCGUAUGUAUCUAUUGCGCUACCCGCUAUUUCCAAAGACCUUUCUGUACCACUGGAUGAACUGCAAUGGGUGAUGACCGCCUAUGCUCUCACAUCACUGGGGAUCUUGGCCCAUUCAUUCCCUCCAUCAAAGGCUCGCGCUCUCGCAUUUACGACCUUCUCGACAGGGAACCCUCUUGGCGGUGGUUUGGGUAUGACUCUAGGCGGUGUUCUGACGGAGUUCUCCCCUGCCGGGUGGAGAUCUAGCUUCUUCGUAUUCGCUGGCAUCUCAUGUAUUUGCAUUGUCGGGGGGUAUUUCUUCAUCGACGCGGACAAGCCGACGACCGAAAAGAAUGGACGGGUGGAUUGGAUUGGAGCUUUCCUUGUUACCUCCGGCCUGACCCUCUUAACGGUUGUACUCAGCCAAGGCGAGGCAGCUCCCAAACAAUGGGCAACUCCGUAUAUAAUUGUCCUCAUGAUAUUCGGGGUAAUUUUCAUGGUAACCUUCUUCAUGUGGCAAGCACGGUUGGAGAGAAUACAGAAUGAUCUUAACUACCCACGAUCGUGGCUUACGCCGCCGCCUCUCAUGAAGGUGUCCUUCUGGACGCGAGCCAAAGGACGGCUGGCAGCUGUCCUGUGGAUAGCGGCGUUGACAUUCUGCGUCUUCCGCUCGUGGCAAUACUGGGUUCAGCUCUAUUACCAGAAUUAUGAAAGGCUGUCACCCGUCGAAACCAUGGUCCGCGUACUGCCCAUGUUCAUCAUGGGUAUUCUGUGCAACUUCUUCAUGGCCCAAGUCAUCAGCCGCGUACCUAUUGUCUAUAUCGUCGCUGCGGGGGCCGCUAUCACCAGCACGGCAGCUCUCCUUUUUGCAAUGAUUGAUCCCACUGCACCGUACUGGGCCUUCGGGUUUCCCGCGACCAUCUUCUCAGUCUGGGGCGCCGACUUCGUGUUUUCCUCGGGCACAUUGUUCGUCGCGAAAACAGUCGCUCAGCACGAGCAGAGUCUAGCUGGCGGGGUGAUGCAGACGAUGACUCAGUUGGGCACCACACUUGGGGUACCAAUUACAACUAUUGUCUACAAUCGCGUCGUCCAACAGCGAUCGAGGGAGAUGCGAUGGAGGCUAAACCCAAUGGCUAGCAACGCACCUCGCCCGGCCAUGCUAGCAGGAUACCGUGCCGCCCAGUGGUGCGCCUUUGCUUUUGGUUGUCUAGCAAUCAUUCUUGCGCUUAUCUUCCUUCCUGGUGUCGGCAUCGUUGGGCACAGAGGACCGCCAGGCCCCGCUCAGGAGGCCACCGACAAGGGCCCCUUCAAACCCACGCCAGCAGAAGACGAGAAAAAGCAGGACAUCGAGUCCGGCAGCGCCAAUCUGAGGGACGACGUGCCUUUCAGAGGUCAAGCCCAACAUGACCGUUCCGACAGCUACAGCACCACGGGUGUCAGCACGGUGACCCAUGUCUCGGAUGCCGAUUCCCUGUUUCCGUACUCCUACGGCGAGCCUAUGCCGACUGUUCGUCAUGGUGUAGACUUCUCGUUGAUUGGGGUGAACGAGGAGAUCGUGUUGAAGUUGGGGGAUGGGAUGAGCGUGAAGGACGAGACGAAGACUCUGGUAGAGGAAGAUCCCCUGAAUGAUACCGCAAGUAAAGGACGAAUGUAG
This is a messenger RNA of Pleurotus ostreatus (oyster mushroom), 1803 nucleotides long. RefSeq lists its product as uncharacterized. Gene Ontology annotation, cellular component: membrane. The record is from RefSeq and is a predicted model, not a curated record. Gene Ontology annotation, biological process: transmembrane transport. The transcript has 9 exons. The coding region runs from base 1 to 1803 and encodes 600 amino acids. Lineage: Eukaryota; Fungi; Basidiomycota; Agaricomycetes; Agaricales; Pleurotaceae. Gene Ontology annotation, molecular function: transmembrane transporter activity.